AUCAACCCAUGCAUUAUAGAGGACUUAGGACCCUAUAAAUUGUGCAUUAAUGUUAGUAUCCAAUUUUCAACUCACCAAAACUUUCAAGUGAUCGAGUAAUUUAGUGAAAAUAUGGGUGGAACUUCAUGUGUGAGAAGAAGUGUGUUGCUCAUGAUAAUUCUGAAUAUUGUACUUGUAGUGCAGGCUGAUGAUCCUCCCGCUCCCUCUCUCCCUCCCUCUUCCGUUUUAAUUGUGCCUGAUCACUUUCCCUCUCCCUCUCAACAAGAUCAUACCCUUGAUUGGCAUGACUGUUCUCUUAAGUUGAUCAGGCUUUGCGAUAAAAUCACAAGUGUCAAGGUGUUAAUAAAACUAGGAUGGGGAUGGGGUAUGUUCCAAGGUUGUGUGCAUCUCAUACAAAAACUACUUUGCAAAUUUCCCUCAGAUAUUUCCUAUGAUUGUGUUGUUAAUCGUGUCAGAUUCCCAAGCAAAGCUAUUGGUUUUGAAACAGGGAAAGCAAAAGAUUACGUGGAAACAGGCUUCAACAGUUGCAAUAAGAAUUACUAGCUUAAUGCUUGAUGUUAUUUAAUUAGUAGACUAUUACGUCUUCUUAAUUGUAUGGCAGUCGUAUGACAGUCUACUACAUGCUUUGAAUGAACUGGAAGCAAGCUGCUAAAUAAAAUAACAGCAAACAAGGAUCAACCUCAGCCAAUCAACAACAACCAGCAAAAGCAAUCACAAACAAGACAACAAAGCAACUACAAAAAAAAAAAAUAUUCUUAAUAAUAUUUACUUUUAUAUAUGUAUUAAAAAUAAACGUUACUAUGU
Alnus glutinosa is the source of this 804-nucleotide messenger RNA. RefSeq lists its product as uncharacterized. The coding region runs from base 112 to 543 and encodes 143 amino acids. The transcript has 2 exons. Lineage: Eukaryota; Viridiplantae; Streptophyta; Magnoliopsida; Fagales; Betulaceae. The record is from RefSeq and is a predicted model, not a curated record.